Sphenostylis stenocarpa is the source of this 390-nucleotide messenger RNA. The record is from the annotation of a GenBank genome assembly. NCBI's taxonomy places the organism in Eukaryota, Viridiplantae, Streptophyta, Magnoliopsida, Fabales, Fabaceae.
AUGGCGGAAGAAGAAUCCAGUACUGGAUCCCCUCACUCUCUCAAGAACAGCCUCAGAUCCUCCCUCUGUUUCUCCUGUUGCUUCCCUCACCAUCGCGUGAGGCCCAAAAUCGUUCGAAGCGCGUCCCUCCACAACAAGCCACGCUCCUCAGAUUUCCCCUUCCCGCAACUCAAGGAAAAGUGCUGCAACUUCAUCAAACGCAUCGGCGGCCGCCACCGCCGCCGCCACUCCGCCGAUUUCCACUACGAUGCACUUAGCUACGCGCUCAACUUCGAAGACGACGCCUCCGACGAGAGGUCCGUCGACGACCUCAAGAGUUUCUCCGCCAGAUUGCCGGCGUCUCCGCCGCCGAAUGCCUCGCCAACUCCCGCCGUAACCGCCACCGCUUGA